Molecule: messenger RNA, 2354 nt
Organism: Zychaea mexicana
Lineage: Eukaryota; Fungi; Mucoromycota; Mucoromycetes; Mucorales; Lichtheimiaceae
Product: coth protein-domain-containing protein
Exons: 5
Coding region: 344-2188 (614 amino acids)
Source: RefSeq, a predicted model, not a curated record
GUUACACUUCAGCCAUCUCACCCCCUCCUCUUUCUCUCGUUUGCCACCUCCUUCGGUGGUGCUUUGUGUUGACGAAUGCCAAGAAGGGCAAGAAGCAAUAUGCAUAUCAACAAUCAUAAAAUUCAAUAUCCCGGCGGAUGCUUGAAUAAUACCGCGCUGGGAUUCGUUGCAUGGGCUGGUGGCAACAACAGGAUUACGAAUUGCAGACAAGCAUCCCUUUCAAUGGUUAGCAGCACAUAAACCUUUUUUUAGCUAUCCAGCUAUAAAAGAAGCGGGAGGAACCACCGCGCAACCAUCUUUUUUUCUGACACAACGACUUUCACCCAAUACCAUUGUAUCCAGAAUGAUAGUGCAAUUGUACAUACUAGCAUUGUUAUUACUGACCUUAUCUACGGCUAUUGUUGUCAAAGCAGACGACAUCAAUUACGCUGUCAUUGCAUUUCCUUCAGGCUCGCAAGGUGUGGCUGUCUCUGUAGACGGUCAGACCCAUCAAUUACAAGCUACCCAGUACCCAAACUUGUACCAAGGCAAAGCUCCGGCACCAUCUUCUUCUAGUACAUACCAAUACGUGCUGACCUCAGGUUCCGGAAACCAAGUUGAAACUACACAACGCAAUUUGGCCAAUGGUGCAACUUCUACUGGCAAUGAGUUCUUUAAUCGAUCACGUACCGUGUACGAUGUCCCAUCGUUGCCAGUGGCAUACCACCCUCUUUAUCCACCAUUGUUUACGGGCAUGAAUGUUUCAAACGAGAUUGCCACCAUUAUCUUGAGUCUCAAUCAAACAGGUUUCGACGACUACCAACAAAAUCCUUCCGGCGAUUUCGGCUAUGUCCAAGUGUACAACAUGACGUAUAUCUCAAGCAAACAAAUAUACACCUUCCAAGGAGUAGGCAUCAAGACAAGUGGUGGAUCCACCAAGGAUUAUACCAAGCAGUCGUAUAAAAUCAAGAUGGAUAAGUUUAAUAAGGAUGCCCCUGAAAAGCCCUUAUUGUUUGGACGAAGUGUAGUCAAGCUUCGAGCUCAUCCGACGGACAUGACAUUUGCGAGAGAGAAAUUACUUAUGGAUUGUCUUGCUGCAGCUGGCGCCGCCACUUUGUCCGGUAGCUGGACCCGUCUCUAUGUCAAUGACAAGCAAUUCGGAUUAUAUUUAAUGAUUGACGAUGCGUCGACCCAUUUCAUCGAUAAUGUUUUACACGCCGGGAACUAUUCUUACCCGUACACAGGCCCAACCUACAAAGGGAACGCACUCAGUGACACCGAGGAAGCGAAUCUAGCCUAUGUUGGCGAUGACCCGGAACUCUACUCAAAGUAUAUCUAUGACCCAAAGGACGAUGGCGAGCUCAAGCUGAACAAAUCCAAUGAAAUGGAGCCCAUUAUUGGCCUUACAAAGCGCAUUGCAUCCAAUGAAAGCGUUGAUACCAUUGUUGAUCCGAAGCACACGUUAAUCCAUAUGGCGUUCAAUUUCUUGACAGGAUCGUGGGACGGUUUCUGGUACCAGGCAAGCAAUUAUUACAUCAAUCAGAACAUUCAAUCCAACAAAUGGACGGUCAUUUCAUAUGAUUUUGACGAAACAUUCGGCAACGGAGCAGAAACCAGCAUGAUGACGAUCCCGUACACUGAAUUCAAAAAACCGGGUGGCAAUGUAACCCGACCACUUCAAGAUGCGCUCAUCCAAGGUUACGCUGCCGAUUUUGAGCAGAUUUUAACGACCGUCGUCAAGCGAUUUUUCAAGCCGAGUGUAAUACAACCUAUUCUUGAGGCUUGGGAACAAAUGCUACUCGAAGAUAUCACGUGGGAUAGAUCGAUUCCAGGUCAUUCGGCCAGAAAUAAGACCGAAGGAUUUACGGUGCAAGAUUUCAUCGUCAAUAUGAACUCGGCUCAAAGGGAUACCAUUGGUGUACUUGAAUGGGUGAGAGGCCGUUCGGCAGCCGUAUGCCAGCAGCUGAAUAUUAAUGACACAGACGUUGGCCUCCCGGUGCUGGGCCAUUACACCGGUGGUACAUACGGCGACGGCGCAGUUAUUUAUUCAGGGCAUCCGAAUGCAAAUGGAAACUCGGAUGGUACCACCCCUUCUGGUGACAGUAGUGAUAAUGACACGAGUGGUGCCAGUGGUAGUCAUAGCAGUUCCAUGUUCCUUUCUACAUGCAUUUUUGCCACCCUGUUCUCAGCAAUUAUUACCUUAUCCUGAUUAGACCCCCUCCCUAUAAUGCAUGAUCGCUGUUGUCAAAUUCGUCUUUUGCUCUCUGUCCCCUGUUAUGCAUAGCACAUAUACAGUAAUACUACCCCUUAAAAGAACAUUCAAUUUAUCCGACGUUUUCAUGAGUACAGUGUCUCCUAAUAAAGAGAGAACCUGG